AUCAUGUGUUUGUAUGGUGGCAUUUGCUUCUAAUAUAAUGCAUCUGGGAGGAUGCAGAGAUGAUGUCCUUUCUCAAAGUCCCACCUCCUCAUGAAGGAGGUGCGUUUGACCCUGGAGCUCCUGGCAGGACGUAUGAACGACAGUCUGUGUGCACGCAUGACAUGCAGCUCCUCGGGAACAUCCUGUGAAAGAUUUCAUUCCUCUGAGGCUGAGGAGAAAAGGAAGCAGUGACACGUUGAGUUUGUGCGGGGUGUCAGUGGUGCGUGAUGACCGUCACUUACACCGCCAGAGUGGCCAAUGCGCGCUUCUGCGGCUUCUCCAAACUGCUGCUGGCCUGGAAGGGAAGCAUCUAUAAGGUCCUGUACAAAGAGUUCCUGGCUUUCUUCGCCAUGUACACAGCAAUCAGCAUCUCAUACAGAUUCUUCCUUGCAGACGAUCAGAAGAGAUACUUUGAAAAGCUUUCUAUUUACUGCAACAACUACGCCAGUCUCAUCCCAAUGUCCUUCGUAUUAGGGUUUUACGUGACAUUAAUAGUGAACCGCUGGUGGAAUCAGUACACCUCCAUCCCGCUGCCAGACAGGAUCAUGUGCACGCUCUCGGGGGGUCUUCAGGGUGGGGACGAGCAAGGCAGGCUGCUGCGCCGCACACUGAUGCGCUACGCCAGUCUGUCCGCACUCCUGAUCCUGCGCUCCGUCAGCAUGGCCGUCUUCAAGAGAUUCCCCACCAUGGAUCACGUCGUUGAAGCAGGUUUUAUGACAAGAGAAGAGCGUAAGAAGUUUGAGAGUUUACACUCUCCCUAUAAUAAGUACUGGAUCCCAUGUGUGUGGUUCACGAACCUGGCCGCAGUCGCCCGCUGUGAGGGCAGAAUCAAAGAUGACAAUACUUAUAAACUUCUUUUGGAGGAGCUGAAUGAUUUCAGAGGGAAGUGCAGCAUGCUUUUUCACUAUGACAUGAUCAGCAUACCGCUGGUCUACACACAGGUUGUGACUUUGGCCGUGUACAGUUUCUUCCUGGUGUGUCUGAUUGGUCGUCAGUUUCUGGACCCGAGUCAGGGUUAUCCGGGUCACGACCUUGACCUUUACGUCCCCAUCUUUACUCUUCUGCAAUUCUUUUUCUAUGCUGGCUGGUUGAAGGUGGCAGAGCAGCUAAUAAAUCCAUUUGGUGAGGAUGAUGACGACUUUGAGACCAACUGGUUGAUUGAUAGAAACUUCCAGGUGUCUAUGAUGGCAGUGGAUGAGAUGUAUGGAGAUUUGCCCAAGAUGGAGAGAGAUCGUUACUGGAAUGAUUCGAAUCCUCGUCCGCCGUACACAGCCGCUACGCUCUUUGUGCUGCGCAAACCCUCUUUCCAAGGCUCCACCUUCGACAUGGCAAUUCCCAAAGAGGACAUGCAUUUCCAGCCUCUGAAGGAGAUUGCUGAAAAUCUGGAGGAAUCUGUGACACGGAAUCACAACCUCGCCCUCUUUAACCGGCUCCUGGGCUCCGCCCCCUCUCCCACAGGCUUCAUGGGCGGAGCCUUACGGCGCACCUCCGCCCAGCUGCAGCGUUUGACACGCUCCGUCAGCCCACAACCAUCCUUUGCUGACGCAGAGAAUGAGGAAGAGAAGAGCAUGGGGAGGAGCACGGGAACGGCCGGAUCCAUGCCAUCUGGACUCGAGCUGGACACCACCCAGAGCACCAUCUGCAGCUGUGGAGGACUCAUCAACACCUGUCCUCCGCUGUCCGGUGUGGAGUUCCACAGGCAAGGUGAGAGAGAUGGAAGAGAUGAAGAGAAAGAUGAGAAGAUGAUGGAAAUGCCAAAGAUACCACCACCCACAGCACCGACAUCUGCAGGGAGGAGGAGUCCUCUCGCUCUGGGACGAGUCAAGUCUCAUUUCUGUGCCUCAAAUGCCACCAACCGCUCUGUACCCGACUUCUUCUCUUUUCAGCCAAUCAGUGACCCAGUAAAGGUCAUGACCCCAAAACCACAACCGACCAACAGCAAAGCAGAAGCAGUGUCUUUACUGAAUCCCAUCGCUUGAAGUCUCCACACUCCCACAGAAUUCAGAAAGAAAGCAGAUGCUGGCAGACUCACAGUUGUUGCCCUCUAAUGGUCAAACUCAAUGUCAGUGUGUUGGUUUAGGGUCAGAGGUCACAGGGUCAGGAAGUAAGGUCAAACAGUGACCAAAUACACCAACGUUGAGAAACUUGAUCGUGUUUAUAUUCUUUUAUAUUAAUACAUUCAAUCAAAAAGUGUGGAUGCUCUUACCUGAAGAUUAUUGACCUUUUAAACUCUAUUUUUAGACUUAAAGUGAUCAUGUGACAGAACAAUGAUAAUCAUCACUGAAAUUAAUCUAGUUUUUCUAGUUUCUUGAAAAUAAAUGAAGUGCAUGUCUAGUUAAAAUAACAACAUGUGACAAAAAACAAUCAUGUAAAUAACAAAUAUGACACAGGCACUGCUUUUAUAAAUAUGAUGAUUAUUAGGUUUGAUAGUGAUCGAAACUGUAAUGAUGGAAAUGAUCCUCAUGUGGGCAGUAUAGCAGCAUUGUAAGGCUUCUGGUGCUUUUUGAUCCAUAAGUGCAAUAUGAAAAAGAAACUACAUAUUAAUAAACAUAUUACAUAGUUUACAA
This is a messenger RNA of Carassius auratus (goldfish), 2606 nucleotides long. RefSeq names its product bestrophin-2-like. Bases 267 to 2018 code for a protein of 583 amino acids. The record is from RefSeq and is a predicted model, not a curated record. NCBI's taxonomy places the organism in Eukaryota, Metazoa, Chordata, Actinopteri, Cypriniformes, Cyprinidae. The transcript is spliced from 10 exons. Gene Ontology annotation, molecular function: chloride channel activity.